Messenger RNA from Pantherophis guttatus, 5688 nucleotides. NCBI's taxonomy places the organism in Eukaryota, Metazoa, Chordata, Lepidosauria, Squamata, Colubridae. The record is from RefSeq and is a predicted model, not a curated record.
CCUCUCUAACGAAUUUCUAUUAGUGUCGUAACUCGUUGCGGUAUUACUAUUGGCUCUCUUUGAUGGCCACUCAAAUAGCGGCUUUGCUGGGCGGGGCAGGCAUUUGUCGUGCCCCGAGUCUCUCCGUCCAUCAGCUCUUCUGUCUUCCUCACACUUUUAUCGGGAGCUCUAGAGCGAGUCACGCCGAGGUCGGCAACGCCAAAGGGAGAAGCAGCGGGCCUGGAGGGGCGCCGUCUUGACCCAGAGUGAGACAGAGGAACAGGCGUGCGCUCUGAAGGAACUUUUUUUUUUUCCUGAGAAAAGGGUUGAAAAUUAAGAAUACACCGAAAUAUGUUGGAUGCAGAUACAGGGAUCGUAGAAGAAUGGUUAUCAGAAUUCAAGACAGUACCAGAAACAUCUAUAGCAAGUUAUGCUAAAAAUUUGAAAGACAAGAUUUCCUUGGUUUCAUCUCUAUAUAAAGUUAUUCAAGAUCUACAAAAUGAGUUGCUGGAACCAGUCUGUCACCAGUUAUUUGAAUUUUAUCGCAGUGGUGAGGAACUACUUCUGCAGUUCACACUUCAGUUUCUUCCAGAAUUGAUAUGGUGCUAUCUUGCUGUUUCUGCUAGUAAAGACCUACAAAGCAGUGGCUGUAUAGAAGCACUUUUACUAGGAGUUUACAAUUUGGAAAUAGUUGACAAACAGGGGAACAGUAAGAUCCUAAGCUUUACAAUUCCAUCUUUAUCAAAACCUUCAGUAUAUCAUGAACCUUCCAGUAUUGGUUCAAUGGCUCUUACUGAGGGUGCUUUAUCUCAACACGGCUUAUCCAGGGUUGUAUAUAGUGGACCUCAUAUGCAAAGAGAAAUGUUGACAGCACAAAACAGAUUUGAAGUAUUGACAUUCCUUUUGCUACGAUACAAUGCUGCCUUAAGCUAUAUGCCUGCGGUUUCUCUUCAGUCUUUAUGUCAAAUUUGUUCAAGAAUCUGUGUUUGUGGAUACCCUCGCCAACAAGUAAGAAAAUACAGGGGCAUAAACAGCAGAAUUCCAGUCUCCUCUGAAUUCAUGGUGCAAAUGUUAACAGGAAUUUAUUAUGCUUUUUAUAAUGGAGAAUGGGAUCUGGCUCGUAAAGCAAUGGAUGAUGUUUUAUACAGAGCACAAUUGGAGUUAUAUCCAGAACCACUAUUGGUAGCUAAUGCAAUAAAAGCUUCAUUGCCUCAAGGUGCCAUAAAAUCUAACAAAGAAGGUACUAAAUGUAUUCAGGUUGAAAUUACUCCUACAGCAUCGAGGAUAUCAAGAAAUGCUGUGACCAGCAUGUCUAUUCGGGGCCAUAGAUGGAAAAGGCAUGGAGUCAUGCUUGAUGAUACAGGUGCUGAAGUUCAAGAGGCAAUGGUUAGGACAAGUGUUUGCUGCAGCAGAUAACAAACAAUAAGGCAAGAAGCUUGAUAGUAUUAGUAAAGCAACUGACUGCAAUAAAGAUGAACAGUUAUUCUAUUAAGACGAAGGAUAAUUUGCAAGGUAUGCAAGCAUUGCUGCAGACCCUUAAGUAUCCAAAUAUAUUGGAUGCUCUUCCCUUCAGAAAAAGAAUUUCAUAAUGUAACAAAAUGAAGAGGAAAUAAAGUACCAUUUUGGCUCAGUGUGGAGAAUUUGGGGGCUAUUUUGUAGAUCAAUUUCCUAUAAAAUUACCUUGAUUUAUUACAAAUACAUUUAAGAGCUUCUACAUACUUCUAAUUACUUCUGCUGGAAAGGAGCCUGCAUCCAACAGUUAGAACUUGGCUUGUUAGGAGAACAAGUCUAGAAUGUUAGUUUAAACAAAUAUUGACUUGUUCAAUGUUCUGCUGGCAGAACAAUAGUGGGAACAAUAGAAAAAUGUGUGCCAAGAUAUUUGUUUGAUUAUUGUAUGACAAAAUUUUGAAUACCGUUAAUUAUGUGUAAUAUGUGAACCACAAUAUGAAUGGAAAUGUGGAGACAUUUUUUAAAAAUGUUGAUUGAUAAUUCAGAAAAAAAAAAUUGCUUCAAGAUAAACUAUAAUUCAAAAAAUUAGUACUUUCACUUUUAGAUUUGCUUUCUAUAUUUAGUAUAAUCAUUUAUUAGUUUGAAAAGGUGUGGCAUCUUCUUGGUUUUUCAAUAUUGCUAUCUCAAUUUUUGAAGUUGAUUAGAACUUGGGUGCUUUGGAUUACAUAUCCAUUAAGAUCUGGACUAAAAAGACCUGAUCACCUAUUGCAGCUUAAUAUGCUAUGCAGUUGUGAGAUGGAAUUAUUCAUUGAAAUGUAUCCUUGAGGUCCAGACAAAAUACCAAGAAGCAUCUUUAAGAAAAUCAUGUGGCGAAAUUACGUUUUGAGAACAUGAUAGGUUUUUUUUGCUGUUUUCAGAAACAUAUUUUAUGCUCUGUCUUAUUCAAAAGUACUGAUUUCUACUGAUGAUUCUUCAGUCAAUAGAUACAUAUCUAUUUCAGAAUUAGAAAGAAUACUUGAUUUGGUGUUUAUUUUUCCUUCUGGAUUAUAAUAGAAUAAUAGAAUCUUUUUCUAUUUAUAGUACAGCGCCUGAACUUUCACUUUAUAUUAUAAGAUAAAUUAAUGCACAUGUUGGUAAGGACAAAAUUGAACAGAACUCUUCAAUUAUCUAAAAUUGAUGCUUUGCCCUUAAAUUGUGGUACUGUAACACAAAGUAAAGUUUGCAAGAUGUGAAAAUCAGACAAACUGUACUUAGAUCUUAAAAGUAUAGAUUAAUGAGAAUUUUGUGGUAAACAAUGGUAAUACGGAUUGGAAUCAUUAAUCCCUCUUAAAAAUGGUAGGUAAUUUAUUCUGUAUUAAUGUUAAAGCAAAGAAACCAAAGAAAAUUAAAAGAAAAAUUGGAAUUUCUUUCUUAUUAUUUAAUUCCAGUGGAAUCAGAGAAUGAGUGAAUGAAUGUGUGUAUAUAUGCAUCAUAGGGAGAAAAACAAGUUAAGUAUAAGUAUUAUCUGUAAAUUAGAUGCUAUAAUUAAAAAAAACCAGGUAGAUAAUAUUUUCCUUCUGCUAUUUGGCAUUCAUAUGGGUUUUUUAAAAUUUUAUUUCCAUAUGCAGCUUCAGCUAUCCUGUAAACUAUGGCUUAUGCAGAAUGCAUGGAUUAGUAUAUGAACUGUAUGUGACCUCACCAUUGUUUUAAAGCAAUUUUCAAUUGUGUGACAUAGUUCAGUUAUAGAAGAAGAAAAACAUCUUUCCUGUAUAUUUCAUAACAUUCUGCAAAAAAGAAUGGAGUUGAGAAUUUGCAACAGAAAACCACAACCCGUUACAGUUAGACUUCAGAGAUAGACCAGGCUUUAAUAGUGGUUGGAGAGUGCAGGGAGGAAAGAGUGCAUAAAAAGGAGAAAGGCACUCUGUCUCAGGAAGAUUGGAAAGAUGUUUUUACUUUGUUCCUUAAAAUAUCAGGCAUUUGGAUUGCCAUGGAAGUAAUGGAAAUUCCAUGUAGCCAUAUUUGACCUAUAAGAUAAAAACAGUGUUGCUGCGCUUUAGGUUCUAUCAUUAUUACAUAGUGCUAUCAGGUUCUAUCAUUAUUACAUAGUGCUAUCUUGUGGAGGAUAAGGUCUAGAUAGUAACAGCUUUGUUGUUUCUCAAAAGAGCCUUGAAGACCUGACUUUUUCUUCAGAUUUUGGGCUAGGCCGCUAGGAUAACGUAUACUUGCUAUAUUUAUAUAAAUAAAUGAAUGAUAAGUAACUGGCAGACAAGCAGCCUGAUGUGCUAUGCACUAUAAACUUUAUUAAAAAUAACAUCAUUGCUCCCAUUUGUGGGCAUGGGAGUUCUAGUCAAAAUCGCUUAGAAACCUGGUGCAAUACAGUAUGUUCAAAGCACUUUUUAUUUUCCAGUGGGCAGUCUUAUUGAAAGGCAACCAGUUACCAAAAGGGGAUGUUUAUAGAGAUAUCUGUUCUUAUUUAAUCAGUUAAUUCUAGAUUUGUAAACAUCUUCUGAAAAGAUCUUUUAUUCUUUUAAUUGAAUUCUGUAAUAUGUUAAAUCAUUAUUUUUCCAUUUGAUAGUCAGGUGCUUAUUUUGUAAAAAUGCUUAUGAUGACUCAAUACUUUUCACUUUCCUUUUCCUUUUUCUUUAAAAAGUGGUUUUGACUGUGUUUAUAUAGCAUCUACACACUUUUUAGUUUGGCAGAGCGUUUCAUUUUUAAGAUUUAUGUUCUUGCUACAACUUUCAUUUUAUUAGAGCUUGCUUUGUCCCAAACUUUGCUUAAACUCACUGCCCCAUUUAUUCCUCAGCUAUUUCACUGAAACCAUAUUCAACUAUCUUUUAUACUCUUGGAUUGUUUUUACUUUUUUUCCUCUUCCCAUAUCCUUUUAUUGUACAUAAGGACUUAGAAAUCAAUAAAUGAAAAGUACAUUUAAGUGUUCAUACAUUUGUUAAGGAGGCACAUUUCAUUUUGACUGUUCAUAUACAGAAACAAGACCCUUCUAAAGUAAUCUGAAUUGAGUUGGAAGUGUGAUGCUUUGUGGUCUGAAGCAAUGUACAGAGGGCAUUUGCGCAAAAAAGAAAGAAAAGCAAUGACUCUGUGCCUACUACAUUUAAUUUUUAUUUCAUGUAAAACCUUUGAGAAGCAGGAAGGAAAGAGUAAUAGAGAUGGUUGUAUUCUAAGAAAAUCUCUUUAGUAGCUCCCUGAUCACCCUAGAUGUUUCAGUUUUGAAUCCCCCCAUAGUCCAUUGGAGUUGGGUGGCUACUAAAUUCAAAGAAAGGAAAGGGAGAGAGGUGUGAACUUGAAUCAAAUUCUUUUUGUAGUCAUCCAUUUUGUCUCAAAACAAAUUAUAGGCUUCAUUCUAAAUCUCUUUAAAGUAGUGAAAGAGUGCCAUUAUCCCAAAUUCUGUCACUAAAAUUAGAUAGAUUUCAUUCCCUCAGUAGUGUCUAUAGCUGUAUAUUUUUCUGUGAAAAAGCUGUAGCUAUUUUCCAGGAUUUUCCAGGUAGUUAACAGGAAGUAUGGAGAUUUGAUGAACUGGUCUAUUUCCUGAAUUGCCAAAUCAGACCAAAUCCAAAUAUGGUCAGUGCCCAUCACUUAUUCUGAAUAUUUCAAUUUAGUACAUAAAUAUACAACUGUGAGGUCAUUGUAACUAGUCAAAUGGGUGCUGAAAGUAUCAAUCAUCAAAUACUGCAGAGUAAAUGAUAUGUGAGUUGUAGAUCAUAUAUCCAAAAUGCAGUCUUAAUGAAUUAGGGCAAUCGUGAUAAAGGAAUCUUGCUAUUUAUAUUUCUUUUUCAAUAGUAUAAUCUUUCUAUAAAUCAAACUCAAUACUUAGAGAUUCAUAAAGAAAAAUAUUUUUAAUAUGUAAUAGGCGUCCAAAUGACACAUUUACAAUAUUUUAUACAUUUUUAUUGAUAUUUGCAUUGAAAAGUGUGCUAUCAUUAAUUAAGGUACUAUGCAGGUUUUAAAAUUCAAGGGUAUUAGAAAUAACUUUAGAAUUCAUUGAACAAAAACAUAGUAUUUUGGAAACUAUUGUAACAUAUUGAUUUCAUUAAAGCAUUCGUUUAAUCUGCAUUUUAUCUUAUUUAAUUUUAUGCAUUUAUUUGCUAUAGAAAUAGAAAGGUAGAACAGAUGUGUGAUAUAAAGUAUGCAGCAUUCACACUUUAGUCUUAAUAAAGCCAUAUUUGUCUUCCUUACUUCCCAGUGUAUAUACAGGCAAUCCACAAAGAAAGUCUGGAAAAUAGGAAGAUUGACUGCAUUGUCUCCUCUCUGCUGUUUGCUACUAGUGAU